Messenger RNA from Uncinocarpus reesii 1704, 1602 nucleotides. RefSeq lists its product as uncharacterized. The transcript is spliced from 8 exons. The coding region runs from base 1 to 1602 and encodes 533 amino acids. The record is from RefSeq and is a predicted model, not a curated record. Gene Ontology annotation, cellular component: membrane. Lineage: Eukaryota; Fungi; Ascomycota; Eurotiomycetes; Onygenales; Onygenaceae.
AUGGCUUCGUCGGUAACGGCAACUCAGCGGUUGCUCACCGUGGUAGCGGCUACGGUGAUUGCGCUCGCUAGCGGAACCAAUUACGUCUAUUCAGCAUGGGCACCCCAGUUUGCGGACCGUAUGAAUCUCUCUUCUACGGAAAGUAAUUUUAUCGGCACCGCAGGGAAUAUAGGAACGUAUGCGAGUGGUGUUCCGAUCGGUUUGCUUAUUGAUUCAAAAGGACCGCGGCCUGGUACUCUGAUUGGGACCGUGGCGCUAUUUCUUGGAUAUUUCCCCAUACAUCGAGCAUAUGCUUCCGGCCCUGGCUCGAUGAGCGUACCUGUCCUGUGUUUCUUCUCAUUCCUUACGGGGCUGGGAAGUUGCGCUGCCUUCUCAGCGUCCAUCAAAACUGCUGCAUCCAAUUAUCCCCAUCAUAGAGGCUCAGCGACCGCGUUUCCGCUCGCUGCAUUUGGGUUGAGUGCGUUCUUUUUCUCGACAAUCGCUACGUUUGCUUUUCAUGAUGAUACCUCAUUAUUCCUCCUCGCCCUCGCAGUCGGGACAUCCUCGUUGAUAUUUGUUUCGUCAUUUUUUGUGAAAUUGCUGCCACACCCAUCGCCAUCAUCAUACGCCACAAUCUCAGACCACGAGUCUGGAACCGUCUCCCAGUCCAGCGAGCUACAUAGGACUAGGUCGCAAGGCAGUAGCCACGGCUCCAUCGAAACCACGCACAAUUCCCCGAGCUCCCAGAAUGAUUUGGCAUCAUCUGCGCCGCAAGCUGGACCUGCCAUACCUAAUACCGACGCUGCUGAUGAGACGGCAUCGUUAAUUACUAGGUCAUCAGCCACCUCCGACGAUUCUUUCCAUGACGAAGAUGUGAAGUCUCGUGCGAACACGGAUUCCCUUCACGCAGACCUUCGUGGCUUUGCAAUGCUGCCAACCAUGGAAUUUUGGCAGCUGUUCAGCUUGCUUGGCUUGCUGACGGGGAUCGGUUUAAUGACGAUAAAUAAUGUUGGGAAUGAUGUCAAAGCUUUAUGGAAGUAUUACGACGGCGAUGUUAGUCCCGGAUUUCUUCAGAAGCAGCAGGCCAUACACGUUUCGACCCUAUCCGUGCUCAGCUUCGUUGGCCGUCUUAUCAGCGGAAUCGGCUCCGACUUUCUGGUGAAGAAGCUAAAGGUGUCUCGACAAUGGUGUGUUUUUGUGGCAUCUUUAUUCUUUACCGCGGGACAAUUCGCAGGCACCCAGAUUUCCAACCCCCACCAUCUUAUAAUCGUCUCCGGUUUGACCGGUUUCGCCUACGGCAUGCUAUUUGGCGUAUUCCCUUCCCUUGUUGCACACACGUUCGGGAUCGGUGGUAUAUCGCAGAAUUGGGGCAUCAUGACCCUCGCCGCUGUGGUUGGCGGGAACGCGUUUAAUCUCAUUUACGGAUCCGUAUAUGAUCGAAAUUCCGUGAUAUUGCCGGAUGUCGAAGGCGACUGCAGAGAAGGCCUUGCAUGUUAUCGGUCCGCGUAUUGGGUGACGUCGUACGCUGGGAUCGUAGGCGCUCUGAUUACUUUAUGGGGCAUCUGGCAUGAAAAGAGGGUUGUUGCGAGACUAACUGGAAAGAAAAGUAAUGUGCAUGACUAA